GGUCUGUUGACAGUCGCCUAACUACUUCCUCCAUCUUCCUCCACCCUUGAUCCAUUGCUUUUUCCAACUUCGCACAUAUCUAGCUGUGGCGGGAUUUGUCUCGUGCUUACAGCAAUUGGGAAUGGCUGACAGAGCAUGGGAUCACAGUAGAGCAGCGUGGCUGUAUCCUCUGCGUGGAAUCUACUUUACCUUCUCCCACCGAUACCUUUGGCCGUUGUUCAGGGCUCGGCUGAUUCCGAUUGUCCUGCUCUCUGCGUUCAUCUACGUCCUGCUAUUCCUGUUUGCGUAUCUGCCGCAAGUGGCUUUCCUCGCGAUAUUCCAGGGUGCUGGCGCAUGGGUCAGUGGCGCGGUCCUCGUUCUCGGCGAAGGGGCCGCGAUCGUGGCGAUUCUGUUCGAGGCCUUCUUCGUCGAUGAGACGCUGGUGGACAUCUUCGACGCGGUGCUCGUGAGCGAAGGCCACGGCGACCUCGUGAAUGCCUCGCGGGUCUUAUACCCACAAGGCGACGAUGUCGUACAGCGACUCGGCAAACCCACCCAGAGCGCCGUCUAUGCGCCGUUCUCCCUGCGGCAAAUUCUGGAAUUCAUUGUCCUGCUCCCGCUGAACCUUAUUCCCUUCCCAGGCGGCACCCUCAUGUUUCUCGUGUUGACGGGCUAUCGGGCGGGGCCCUUCCACCACUGGCGCUACUUCCAGCUGCUGGAUCUCUCGAAGCAGCAGCGGAAGGAGAGGAUACGUCGCCGGCAGUUGCAGUAUACUACAUUUGGGACGGUCGCCCUGGUGCUUCAACUAGUUCCAAUCUUGUCCAUGUUCUUCCUCAUGUCGACCGCGGUUGGGUCGGCACUUUGGGCAGUGGAGCUGGAAAAUCGACGCGAUCCUUUGGGCAGGAGGCCUGGGCGAGAUGGUGUUUACCGCGACGACGAUCCUUUGAUAUGAUGGGGGGUGAGCGGUUCGAUGCAUGUUUUGGUUUUGUCUUUCUUUUUUCACUUGUUUUUUUCUUUUCUUUCUUUCUUUCUUUCUUUCUGAUGUAUAGUUGAUUGAUUAGGUAUGACUUUUAAUAUGUGAGACUUUUUGUGAGGCUUUUCUUUUACUUUAAUUAAUUAUCGCGCCCAAUUGAUGUGCAUCUUGGCAUUAGUAUCGGUAUUAGCAC
Molecule: messenger RNA, 1145 nt
Organism: Aspergillus japonicus CBS 114.51
Lineage: Eukaryota; Fungi; Ascomycota; Eurotiomycetes; Eurotiales; Aspergillaceae
Product: EI24 domain-containing protein
Exons: 3
Coding region: 122-931 (269 amino acids)
Cellular component (GO): prospore membrane; ascospore wall; lipid droplet
Source: RefSeq, a predicted model, not a curated record